This is a messenger RNA of Gastrolobium bilobum, 1110 nucleotides long. RefSeq lists its product as uncharacterized. NCBI's taxonomy places the organism in Eukaryota, Viridiplantae, Streptophyta, Magnoliopsida, Fabales, Fabaceae. The transcript is spliced from 2 exons. Gene Ontology annotation, biological process: DNA integration. The record is from RefSeq and is a predicted model, not a curated record. The coding region runs from base 1 to 1110 and encodes 369 amino acids. Gene Ontology annotation, molecular function: nucleic acid binding.
AUGGCUGUAGAUUAUGUAAGCAAGAGGGUAGAAGCAGUUUCUUUACCCACUAAUGAUGCUAAGGUGGUUAUAAAAUUUUUAAAGAGGAACAUAUUAACCAGAUAUGGAACCCCACGUUGUCUCAUCAGCGAUGAAGGGAAACAUUUCAUCAACCGCCAACUUGAGAGGUUGUUGGAGAAAUAUGGAGUCAAACACAAAGUUGCAACCCCAUAUCAUCCACAAACCAGUGGUCUCAUUGAAGUCUCUAACCGAGAGGUUAAGAGAAUUUUAGAGAAGGUAGUUAAUCCUUCUCGAAAAGACUGGUCUCUCAAGUUAGACGAGGCAUUAUGGGCUUACAGAACAGCAUAUAGAACACCCUUAGGGUGUUCCCCAUACAGAUUGAUAUUUGGCAAAGCUUGCCACCUCCCCCUCGAACUGGAGCACAAGGCUUACUGGGCAGUCCAAACCCUCAACAUGGAUGAAAAAACAGCUGAAGAGAAGAGAUUGCUGCAACUCGAAGAAUUAGAGGAGUUCAGAGGGAACACAUAUGGAAAUCAUAAAUUGUACAAGGAGAAGAUGAAGAAGUGGCACGAUAAAAGGAUCAGAACAAAGAUCUCAAAAUCGGUCAGAAGGUGCUACUCUUCAACUCUAGACUCAGACUGUUCCCAGAUUGCUGCCAACCUUCAAACUAGAACACAAGGAUCACUAGCAGGGAAUACUGACGUCCCUUCAACAACCUCGCCAAAAGUAGCAUCUAUCUCCCCUUCAGAGCAAAUCAAAGUUGUCACCUUAAGAAGUGGGAAAGCCACAGCACAGCCCACAGUUCAACCAAAGGAAAAGGAACAGACUGGAGCAUCUGAAGCAGCCCUAAAAGCACAGCAACAAUCACCAGUCACAGAUGAACAGAACCCAGAACCUGAAAAGGAAGCCAACAGCCAACCAAUCAGUCCAACUCAAAGCAGGCAAAUAUUAACAAAAAUUAUGUUCCCUCAAAGAACAAAAAAGCAACAGGAGGAUAAGCACUUUGGAAAGUUCCUGGACAUUUUAAAACAACUUCACAUCAACAUUCCUCUGGUGGACGCACUAGAACAGAUGCCCAGGUACAUAAAAUUCAUGAAAGAUGUCCUCUAA